AUGCUGCACUGCAGUGGCAAAUGCCGCAUUCCAAGCUUCAGUGCCGACUUGAUUACUCGAGGUUGUGCUCAUCAACUGCAGGAACUGUCAUUCCCAGGGCAACCCAUAUGAUCAUCACAACGUGAGUGUCGUCAUUUCGCUUAGUCUACGUUCAACCAGCAGUGGCCAAAUUGUAUCAUAGUCAGUCUGUGUCAUCCGAUAUUCGCCCAAGGGAUCCCCCGCCGUAUGAUAUGUUUUUUUCCUGGGCGCAGUGGUAUCGCGUUUGCACAGUGAAGCUGUAUCGGAACGGGCCGCUACGUUUGGCUUUCUUGUCAACCUGGCUGAAGCUGUCGUGCCUGUCUCCCUUGACGCGCCUCAUAAUUAAUAGUCAUCGGAGCAGUAUCACGUUGGGCACAUCGUUGAGCCGCAAGUCUGUACAGGCCAUCCUAUCAAGGAAAUUUGAGUUUCUGGAAAUCAUUUUCUGGGACUUCCUGUACAAAGCUUUCAAAUCUUGUACGCUGUGAUAUGUCAUGGAGAUCCUCAAAUAUGUGUACCGUCUGGGUGGUUGAAGCCUUCUGUCCCAUAUACAUGUGGUCACAACAUGGCGUGGAAAUCUUGACGUGAUUGUCCUUUGACGCGGUUCGACUUUUUCCGUAGGUAUCCAUCAUGCAGUAAGCAGGUGCCGUGACAGGGGUAGCACAUGGCAAUGGUCGGGAUAGAGUAACUUCGAAGACAGUGAUGAGGUCUCCACUCGGUGCUGUUAAUGGACUUGUCGAG
Truncatella angustata is the source of this 756-nucleotide messenger RNA. RefSeq lists its product as uncharacterized. Bases 231 to 503 code for a protein of 90 amino acids. The record is from RefSeq and is a predicted model, not a curated record. Lineage: Eukaryota; Fungi; Ascomycota; Sordariomycetes; Amphisphaeriales; Sporocadaceae. The transcript has a single exon.